Messenger RNA from Trifolium pratense (red clover), 1155 nucleotides. Its product is annotated as NAC domain-containing protein 1-like. Gene Ontology annotation, molecular function: DNA binding. The record is from RefSeq and is a predicted model, not a curated record. The transcript is spliced from 3 exons. Lineage: Eukaryota; Viridiplantae; Streptophyta; Magnoliopsida; Fabales; Fabaceae. The coding region runs from base 1 to 1155 and encodes 384 amino acids. Gene Ontology annotation, biological process: regulation of DNA-templated transcription.
AUGGAUCCUCAACUUUUUAAUGAUAAUUGUACUACAAACAAUGAGGCUGAAGACCCCUGUAUUAUAAACUUACCACCUGGUUACAAAUUCAUCCCUGAUGAUGUUGACUUAAUUGAUUAUUAUUUGAAGUAUAAGUUAGCUGGUUUUCUCAUAAAUCCACCAAGAAUUAAAGAUGUUGAUGUUUACAAAUAUCCUCCUCAUGAACUAGAAAAAUACUAUAAAUUCAAAGGAGAGAAAGAAAUGUACUUUUUUACUCGAAGAAGUAAGAAAUAUGAAGAGGGAAGUCGUCCUAAUCGCGAUGUUAAAAAUCAUGACGGUAUUCAUCUGGGUUUUUGGAAGGCUACCGGAAAAGAAAAUUCAGUGAUGAAUAAUAAUAUUGAAGUUGGAUUUAAAAGAACUUUAGUCUAUUAUGGAGGAAAGCAAGACAAGCCUAAACAAAACAAAGGAAAAGAAGACAAACCUAAGCAAGAAAAGUCUAAUGAGUCAAUAAAAACCAAUUGGAAAACUAAUUGGAUCAUGCAAGAGUAUAGAAUUAAAGAUCUUACAAGUUCAAGCUCAACUUCUCUUAAUAUGGAUGAUUGGGUUUUAUGCAAAAUUUAUGAGCAUCAAUAUGGAAUGAAGAAAUCUCAAUUGGAAGGCCAAACCAACAAACAAGUGACAAUUUCUACUGGUGUGUAUGUUGCUCCACAAUGCCAACUCAAUCAAUGUCAUCAAACUCAAUGCAUGCAAUCUUCCUUAUCACCAAAUAUGAUUGAUAAUUCACAAUUUCAAUUCAAUCAACAUGAUGAUAGAGUUAAACAAAUGCAAGAUGUUUCAUCAGAAUCUCAAAUGGUCUCGAAUCAACCUAAUCAUCAACAUUCAGAGUCUCAACCAGUGGAAGUUUCGGUUCCAUCAAACACAAUUGGUAUUACACAUUGUCUAUCUAAUCAAUAUCAAUAUGAGAAUACUCAACAAAUGCAAGCUUCUUCGUCAUCAACAAUGAUGGUUACGCCGCAAUAUCAUUUUAAUCAACAACAUUAUUCUCAGGAUCAACAAAUGCAAGAUUCUUCGAGAGUAGACAUAGUCUACGAUUCACAUAUGCCACACCAUCAAGCUUAUCAACCUUGUGAAUCUCAAAUGAAAGAAUAUUAUAUUGAUCCAUCGCAAUUUAUAUAA